AUGGAAAACAGAACAGAUACAAACCAAAUUCUUAGGAUUGAAGGACUGAGGGUCACAUAUCAGUCUGCUUAUCCAGUGUUUGUUCUUCUUUUGUUAGUGUACCUUUUCAUAAUGGUAUCCAAUAUUGGGCUUAUUGCCUUGAUAUCGGUAGAGAAAGCUAUACACAAACCUAUGUACCUCCUCUUCUUUAACCUUCCUCUGAAUGAUGUACUUAGUACUACUGUGGUGGUUCCUGCUUUGCUCAAAGACAUUUUUAGAGAAGAAUCUGACAGGUAUAUCAGCUAUGUUGCUUGUGUAAUUCAAGCUUAUGGUAUUCACAUGUUUAGUACAAGUGCGCACACCAUAUUAAUGAUAGGCCUCAGUAUCAGACUAUCACACUGUAGUUCAACUAUUUCAAAUCCGUUCUGUGACAACCCUUCUCUUUUUAAACUGUCUUGCGAGAACCUAUUAGUUAAUAAUGUCAUCGGCUUGUUUACUUCUGUUGUGUUCUGGGGUAUAUCAAUGUCAUGCAUUGCUUUCACUUAUAUAAAAAUUGCUAUUGUGUGUGUAAAGAGUAGAAACAGUGCUCUGCAGAGUAAGGCUAUGAAAACAUGCAGCACACAUCUAAUCGUGUACCUCAUUAUCCUUGGGUGUGGAAUGACUGCAAUUGUUCUGCAUCGCUUCCCUGCUUAUGCAGAACUGGGAAAAGUGACCAGUGUUUUGUUUUAUGUUAUUCCUAGUGCUCUUAACCCCGUGAUAUACGGACUUCAAACCAAAGAAAUAAGGCAGUGGCUUCAGCAGAUUCCUUGGAAAAGAAAAGUGAUUCCAGAAUCAUGA
Molecule: messenger RNA, 816 nt
Organism: Pygocentrus nattereri (red-bellied piranha)
Lineage: Eukaryota; Metazoa; Chordata; Actinopteri; Characiformes; Serrasalmidae
Product: olfactory receptor 4E1-like
Exons: 2
Coding region: 1-816 (271 amino acids)
Biological process (GO): G protein-coupled receptor signaling pathway
Cellular component (GO): membrane
Molecular function (GO): olfactory receptor activity; G protein-coupled receptor activity
Source: RefSeq, a predicted model, not a curated record